UUGAAAACAUGGCGGUCAUUAGUAAGUACUUGACAGCCAAGAACUCUUACCUGGCCGCCGGCGUAAUUCUGGUGUCUUAUUUCUUAAAUAGAAGACGGCGCUCAUUGGAGUUGUAUGGUAAGAAAAACGAUGCUGAACAACCGCUGAACAAUAAUAAAAAUGGGAAGAAAGUGCAGACAGCAGUGGACACGGUGUUCUUCACGCAACUUCUCCACAUCGUCAAAAUACUAAUACCUAAGAUGUUCAGCAAAGAGUCAGGGUACCUACUGCUGGUGGCGGCCAUGCUCCUGGCGCGGACAUACUGCGACCUGUGGAUGAUUCAUAAUGGAACAAUGAUUGAAAGCGCGAUUAUCGGUCGUUCAACAAAAGAUUUCAAGAAGUUCUUGUUCGGUUUCAUCACAACGAUGCCAUUUAUGUCGUUGAUAAACAACUCCCUUAAACUGGGCCUGAACAAGCUCAAACUGCUUUUCCGAACCAGGCUCUCCGCUCACCUCUACGAUGAAUAUCUGAAGGAGUACACAUACUACAAAAUGGGCAACUUGGACAACCGCAUUGCCAAUGCUGACCAGCUGCUGACGCAGGACGUGGAGAAGUUCUGCAGCUGUGUGGUGGACCUUUACUCGAACCUCACAAAGCCACUGCUGGAUAUUGGCUUGUACAUAUUCAAGUUGUCAGCUGCUAUGGGCGCUUGGGGCCCGGUGAGUCUGAUGAGCUACCUGGUGGUCUCCGGGCUCCUGCUGACAAGGCUACGAAGCCCCAUUGGCAAAAUGACCACGAUGGAGCAGAGAUACGAGGGCGAGUACAGAUACAUCAACUCCCGCCUCAUCAGCAACAGUGAGGAGAUCGCCUUCUAUAAUGGGAAUGUAAGAGAGAAGAAGACCAUCCUCUCCGUGUUCAACAAACUGGUUAAGCAUUUGCAGCGAUUCCUCUUCUUCCGUUUUUCCAUGGGAUUUACGGACAGCAUCAUCACAAAAUACAUCACCUUGGUUGUUGGCUACCUGGUGGUGAGUCGUCCCUUCCUGGACCACCUUCACCCUCGAUACCUGCACAGCUCGCAUGUGGAGAUGCUGGAGGAUUACUACCAGAACGGUCGCAUGAUGCUGCGUAUGUCGCAGGCCCUGGGGCGCGUGGUGCUAGCUGGCCGGGAAAUGACGCGGUUGUCGGGAUACACGGCGAGAAUAACCGAACUGAUGACGGUGCUGAAAGAGUUGAAUUCUGGGAAAUAUAAGAGGACCAUGGUCUCCAACCAUGAGAAAGGCUCAGUGGACUCCAAACAAAUAAACCAUGUUCCUGGAAGUGGAGAAGUAAUAUAUACAGAUAACAUAAUCAAGUUUGAGCAUGCGCCUUUGGCCACCCCCAAUGGCGACAUUCUUAUUCCAGACCUGACCUUUGAGGUAACGUCAGGAACCAACGUUUUGGUGUGUGGACCCAAUGGCUGUGGGAAGAGCUCACUUUUCCGAGUCCUUGGAGGCCUCUGGCCGCUGAUCGGUGGGCGCCUCACAAAGCCGGAUAAGGGGAAGCUCUUCUACGUUCCCCAGAGACCAUAUCUGACCUUGGGCACCCUGAGGGAUCAGGUGAUCUACCCGGAUACUCCUAGCGACCAGCAGCGCAAAGGGAUUUCAGAUCUGGUGUUGAAGGAGUACCUCGAAAACGUGCAACUCGGUCACAUCCUGGACAGGGAGGGCAGCUGGGAUGCGGUGCAGGACUGGAUGGAUGUGCUAAGCGGCGGAGAGAAACAGAGAAUUGCCAUGGCCCGGUUGUUCUACCACAAGCCCCAGUUUGCCAUCCUGGAUGAGUGCACCAGCGCCGUUAGUGUCGACGUGGAGGACUUCAUCUACAGCCACUGCAGGACGGUUGGCAUUACGCUGUUCACAGUCUCUCACAGGAAGUCUUUGUGGAAGCACCACAAGUACUACCUGCACAUGGAUGGGAGAGGGAACUACGAGUUCAAACCCAUCACCAAGGACACGGUGGCCUUCGGGUCGUAGGACAUGUGGUAGCCGAAGUGCCCUUCCAGAACUUACGUGGAAAAUUCUGGAAUCUUUGUGCCCAAAAUUGUGUUGUAUGUUUCCAUUGCAAAAGAAUGUUGUUCGUUUGCCUGUUUUCUAAUUCUGGGACUAUUUUCAGGAAGAAAAUGUGUGUAAGGAACCUCCUGGUGCUGUAUGUAACUGUUUUAUGAAGAUAAUACUUUGGAACAAGUGUUUUAUAUGAUCUGAAUGAGUUCAGUGAACGCUCAGGUGAGUUUUUCUUACACAAAAAAAUGUUCAGAGGGCAGAAGAAAAAAUGAUUGGUUCAGAGAGACAACCAAUGAGGUUGUAGAGGAGGAGGGUCUAUGCAACUAGAGGAAAUGGGACCAACCAAUCGGUUUUUCUUCUUCUGCCUACAGAACAUUUUUGUGUUAGUAAAACUCCCACAAGCUCAGUGAAUAUAUACACUAUUUUUGUACUGAGCAUGAUGGUUAAGGGGAUUUAUUACAAAUAAUUUUUACUGAAAUGUAUCUGUGGUAGUUAAGUGGGAUUGUAAUGUUAUUUAAUAAGGUAGUUGUUACAGCAGUGACCAUCUAUCCAUCCAUCCAUGAGUCUGUCUAUCUCCUAGCCACUUGCACCCUAAGUCAUUAUAGAUGUUAGUAUUGCACCUUACACAUUGUGUAUUUAAAUGUAUUUAUUUAUGUGCAUUGGAAAUACUGUUACUCCGUUAAACACAUGUACAGUCUUUCACAUGCUCAGUCACUGACAAAUCAAAACACGAGUUGAAGUAAGUAGUGUGGUAUGUGUAAACACUACAGUUUGCUACUGCUGAAUUUCUACUGUUAUUUACAUUUGUUUUAUGAUGUACCGAAAACCAAGCACUUUUUUCCGUUUAGUUGCUUUGUACGUUUCUGUCCAACAAAUUUCGGUGAAGUUGCUUGUAAGUCAGUUGAACAGUAGAGGGCAGUGUUUCUACUCACAUGCCAGAUUGCAUUCGAAUUACCUCUUCGUUCAUUUUUUUUUUAUUUCACUCUUUAGGAAAGCUGGAUUCUAUGUAUCUUGUAUAUGUGUUUAAUGUGAAUGGUGUAUGUAUGUGGGCAUGUAUAUAUUACAUUGUAGUGACCAAAUGUCCCCAUAAUGUGAUAAAAACUUGUGUGUUUUUUGACAUUGUGGGGACAGUUUUUUUUUGGUCCCCACAAGGAGAAACUCAGUUUUAUAAAAAUGUGUGAUUACAAUCAAAAACCUGAAAAUGAUAAACGUCUUGAAUUUUGUUUGGUCACUGAUGGUUAAGGUUAGGGAAAGGUAGGGGUUAAGGUGGUCAUUGAUGGAAUUAGGAUUUUUCCCUAGAAAUGAAUGGACGUUCCCCAGAAAGAUAUCAGUACAUGUGUGUGUGUGUGUGUGUGUGUGUGUGUGUGUGUGUGUGUGUGUGUGUUGUGUGUUGUCACUUUUCUGACAGUCAGAAGUCAGUACACUUGAUUUACAAAUUUGUCUGGAGAAAGACUCACACGUCCCCAAAGCCUGGCAGACAAACCUCGUUCAGAGUUCUACUCUCCAGAUAUUUUUAAAUGUCUCGUUCUUCAAUCUGAUUGCCAAUAAAACAUGAAACACACUGUGUUCUGCUCAGAACUGCUUAAAUACUU
Molecule: messenger RNA, 3607 nt
Organism: Brienomyrus brachyistius
Lineage: Eukaryota; Metazoa; Chordata; Actinopteri; Osteoglossiformes; Mormyridae
Product: ATP-binding cassette sub-family D member 3-like
Exons: 23
Coding region: 9-1988 (659 amino acids)
Biological process (GO): fatty acid beta-oxidation; long-chain fatty acid import into peroxisome; very long-chain fatty acid catabolic process
Cellular component (GO): peroxisomal membrane
Molecular function (GO): ATP hydrolysis activity; long-chain fatty acid transmembrane transporter activity; ATP binding
Source: RefSeq, a predicted model, not a curated record